GGGCUUGGGCAAGUGAAAUUAAAAUUGAAGGUUAAAGUGGGCCCAAGAAGCCCAGCCCGCUGGAUAAAAAGACAAAAGGAGGUGAUCGAUCGCAUACACCAGCGGUGCAUCAUGUUGGAGCUGCCUCUUAAACACUCUGCCAUCCUAGGGUUUCUACUGCUUCUGCUGUUGAUGGAUGGAUAGACUUGUCUAAAUUUGAAGAGUACAAUGGACAGCACUUCUAAGCAAGCAUUUGAUUUGGACGAAACCGAAAGUUGUUUUGUUGUUGAAAAUUAUGGUGAAAAUGAGUUUGUGGACGAUGAACUUUCAGAAAAUAUUGAAUUAUGUUUGGACGAGGUUGACAAGAUUAUAGAACAGUCUAGUGAAACUUCAGGUUCAAUAAAUGAUGCUAUGGAACCCUGCACCGGCAUGGAGUUCAAGUCAAGAGAUGAUGCACGAGAAUUUUAUAUUGCUCACGGACGGCGUACAGGAUUUACAGUGCGUAUCCAUCAUAACCGGCGUUCUCGAAUAAAUAAUAUGGUCAUUGGUCAGGAUUUUGUUUGUUCGAAAGAAGGAUUUCGUGAAAAGAAAUAUGUAUACAGGAAAGAUAGAGUUCUUCCUCCACCACCUGUAACCCGAGAAGGCUGUCAAGCAAUGUUAAGAAUUGCUUUAAAAGAUGGGAUUACAUGGGUUGUUACCAAAUUCAUUGCAGAGCACAAUCAUGAAUUGAUGUCUCCUAGUAAAGUACCAUGGCGAGGAUCUGCAAAAAGUUUGGUCAGUGAGGAUGAAAAGGAUCGAAGAAUACGAGAACUGACUAUUGAGCUAAACAAUGAGAAGCAACGAUGUAAACGUAGGUGUGCCGCUUACCAGGAACAAUUACGCAUGGUGUUGUCAUAUGUUGAGGAACAUACUAUUCAUUUGUCAAAUAAAGUUCAGGAUAUUGUUAACAAUGUGAAAGAACUUGAAAAUGAUAUGGAGGAUUCGGAUUGCAAAUAUGUCUAGAAUAAACAGUGCUCAUUCUUUUCAUAGUUGCUUUUUUACUAAUACUUCAACUCAUAUUUAACUUGGAUCAUUAAGAAUACCACGCACUUUGAUUUU
Populus euphratica (Euphrates poplar) is the source of this 1077-nucleotide messenger RNA. Its product is annotated as protein FAR1-RELATED SEQUENCE 6-like. NCBI's taxonomy places the organism in Eukaryota, Viridiplantae, Streptophyta, Magnoliopsida, Malpighiales, Salicaceae. The transcript is spliced from 3 exons. The record is from RefSeq and is a predicted model, not a curated record. Bases 208 to 981 code for a protein of 257 amino acids.